AUGACUGUUCCAGAAGUUUGUACAAAAAGUUACACGUUAAACACGGGCGCCUCUAUCCCGGCGAUUGGGUUGGGUACAUGGAGGUCGACCGAUGAUGAAUGCUACACUGCAGUAAUGACAGCGUUACAAAAUGGCUACACUCAUAUAGAUACUGCGAGAGUAUAUGGGAAUGAGGAGGCUGUUGGACGUGCCAUCAACGACUUCUUGAAGGAGUCAAAGACACCAAGGGAGAGGCUUUUCAUUACCACCAAGCUGUGGUGUUCGGAAUGUCAAAAUCCCGAAAAGGCCCUGAGAAAAUCGUUACAGAGACUAAACCUAGACUACGUUGAUUUGUAUCUUACUCAUUGGCCUGUUGCCAUUGAUCCCAACUCAAGUGAGUUGAUGCCAACUAACGAAAGCGGCCAACGCAUGGUCUUACCCUUUGAGGAAUGGUCGUAUCUUGAUACAUAUCGGGGGAUGCAGAAACUCGUGACCUUGGGGUUAACCAAGGCCAUAGGGAUUUCCAAUUAUAAUAUACCGAAAAUCAAGAGGCUAUUAGCUGAUCCUGAAGUCGAAAUAGUUCCAGCGUGUUUACAGGUUGAAAUGCACCCAUGUUUACCACAGAAUGAUUUGGUGGAAUUCUGUAAAUCAAACAAUAUUGUUGUGCAAUGCUAUUCUCCAUUAGGUUCAACCGGCGCCCCUGUUUUGCAAGAUGAAACGCUGAAAAAGAUUGCCGCUUCAAAAAAUGUUCAUCCUGCUACUGUUGCAAUAUCCUGGGCUGUUGCUAGAGACACGGUAGUUUUACCAAAAUCCGUCAAUCCAGAGAGAAUCAUUUCCAAUUUAAAAGUCAUUGAAUUAUCUGACGAUUGCGUCAAGGAGAUAUCAGAAAUUGGAGAGAGAAAUCCAAAAAGAGUUGUUAAUCCCGAAUGGACAGUCAAGAAGAAUAUCUUUGAGAACUUUGAUUAUUAUUAG
Molecule: messenger RNA, 951 nt
Organism: Pichia kudriavzevii
Lineage: Eukaryota; Fungi; Ascomycota; Pichiomycetes; Pichiales; Pichiaceae
Exons: 1
Coding region: 1-951 (316 amino acids)
Cellular component (GO): cytosol
Molecular function (GO): aldose reductase (NADPH) activity
Source: RefSeq, a predicted model, not a curated record